Messenger RNA from Brugia pahangi, 582 nucleotides. NCBI's taxonomy places the organism in Eukaryota, Metazoa, Nematoda, Chromadorea, Rhabditida, Onchocercidae. The record is from the annotation of a GenBank genome assembly.
AUGAGGAAGAGAAUUUCAAUUCCAUUAAUGACCAUACCAGCGACACUUUAUGCAAUUGUUAUACUUAUAUUGGCUUGUAUAUAUGCCAUAAAUAACGAUGACAAAGUAGUAUGUGUUGUGGUAGCAAUAUACAGUGGUCAGUUCGAUUGGAUUUGGGGCAUUUUGGCAACUUUUCUUAAUUUAGCAACAAUCACCCUUUAUGCAGUACUUAGUCGAAUUAUCGUAAAGGCUGAAAUAUCAACUAGAAAUUUCGAACUGUUACAAACAUUAAAGAUAACAGUGGCAUUUGUUGGGUUGGGACAUUUAGCAACAACGACGAUUUAUAUGAUGGGAAGGUUCUUGAAUAUUUCCAAAAUCGCGACGUUUUAUAUAGAAUGCUAUGCGGGAGUAUUUAUUAAUACAAGCGUUUCAUUCAAUUGGUUACUUUACUACUGGAGAAGUGAAGAAUAUCGGAACGCAUUUAGAAGACAAUUCAAGAAGCUUCCAUGUCUAAAGAAUACCGUAAAUUUGCAAACGAAACAUAAAAUGCAGCAAGUAACAACAGUUUACCGAUUAGAACUUUCAAGACGUUUGUCGCAUUAA